Petromyzon marinus (sea lamprey) is the source of this 2415-nucleotide messenger RNA. RefSeq names its product transmembrane protein 134 (gene TMEM134). NCBI's taxonomy places the organism in Eukaryota, Metazoa, Chordata, Hyperoartia, Petromyzontiformes, Petromyzontidae. The record is from RefSeq and is a predicted model, not a curated record.
UACGCCCGCCCCGCCCCGCCCCCCGGUCUCGUGCCUGGGCCCACGUGAUGACGUCAGCACGGGGGUGGCCGAGUCUAUGUAAACACAGCGGCGUUGUGUAUCGCAGUCUAAUGAUCACAAUACGAUAGCAAAUUACACUUAUUAUAACAACGGUGGCGGCGGCGGUAGUAGUAGUAGUAGUAGUUCUUGUUGGUGGUGUUGAGGCUGUGCGUUUGUUGCGUGCCGCGGUAGUUGUUGGUUGUCGUGAGGGAAGUUAUUGACGACUCGGCUGGGCCCUGUGGCGGAGGAGCGAGGAGGUUACGGACGGCAACAUCCACCACGGUCACCACAGGGUGCAAGGGGGUGAGGCUCGACGGUUGUCCGAUGGCGGAGCAGCCAGGCUCCUUCACCAUCGAUGAUGCCUUCGAGAUCAGCCUGGAGGAGAAGGAGGCCACCACGCCCAGGUUCGGGAGCCUCAAGUUCGAGAGGAAGGGGAACCUGAGCCGGACCAGCGGGCAGGCGGCCGGGGCCGAUGAUGUCGGGCCCAGGGAAUCGGGCCACAAGUACCGGAACUUGGAAGAUGAUGAGGAUGAGGUGAGGACUAAUGGAGCGAUGCCCGGUGACCUCCGCAUACGGCCGCCCUCGCGGCAAAGCUCGGAGCUGUCGUUCAGUACGGUGAGCAACACGACGCAGCUCUCCUACCGCUCCUGCUUGAGUUGGACGAGGCAUCCGCUCAUCCUGAAGAAUCGCAAGGUGGUUAUCGCCUCCUUCGUCUUCCUCAUCGUGGGCAUCGCCUUGAUCAUCACAGGAAUCGCCUUGGAGGUGAACCCCAAUGCAGGGGUGUCGAGCGCUAUAUUUUUCGUGCCUGGAUUCCUGCUUUUUAUCCCGGGAGUCUACCACGUAAUCUUCAUCGUCUGCGCCGUCAAGGGGAAGAAGGGUUUCCGAUUCUUCAACCUACCCUAUUUCGAAAAGUGACUGCAGACUUAUUUAAAAAUAAUAACGCUAAUCAGCCAUCCGAUGCCAAAUACUGUACGCUCAAUGGCGGCGAGCCAUGUGUUGAAAUUAUGUAUCGACUAUAUUCAUAAUUCGCGGAGAAAAGUUCCAAUGGGAGCUUCAUGACUGUUCUCCGUUGACGAAAUAUGGAAAAUACAUUUUUUGUUGUUGUAGAGGUCUCUUUUUCUGUAAUAGGUUUUUUUGUAGCUUUUAAAUAUUUCUCGGAAUAAAAUGUGAACAAUUUUGUCUUUAGAACGAAUUACGAUUGACACGCAAAACUGGGCGGCUGCAGGGGCCACCUCUAAAAGCAACGCACAACCCGGGGAAAAAAAACAGUGAAGAAAAAUAACGCGGAAAAUCAAAGCAGCCAUUACGCAUUCGCUCAAUGUAAUCCGCACUACGACUCUAACCCGCUUAAAACUCCGUAUACUAAACUGGUCGUGGGACCCGAACUACUCGUGAAAACACAAUAGCUACGUUUACAUUAUCGGCCGUGAACAACGUUCGCUGUAUCGGAACGAUAGGCGUCGUUGCUUUGGAUCGUGAAGUGAAUUAGGUUUUUAUUAGCGCUCGCAUUGGGCCAUCUGUCGAACGAUUUGGGUUAAUGGCACGUCUUGCGUUUAGCGCUAGCCGGUGCCGCGGAAUGCGUCCGUGCUGUUGCAGAAGUUGCGUUAAAAGGUACACUUUUGUUUUUUCUCGCCCGCUCUGCACGAAGCAUUAAAUCGCCGAAGGAAGCGCUCGGCUUAAAUUUCAGUCUUUUUACUUGCAAUCGAUGCAGGCCUGUACCUGUGCAUGCUAUGUACGUAUUUAAUAUGGAUCGACUAUCGAUCUUGAAAAAGGAGACGUUAUGAUGGCUAACUUGUACGAGACAAUACGAAAUGUUUUGGUUUGCCGCCCCUUCAAGUCCCCUUCAAAGGCAUCAGCAAUCUGAGAGCAAUUUCACCUCUUGGAAGAGGGUCAGUUAUUUUUUCAUUCCAAAGAUAGUUCAAGUGACAGCUGACAUUGGCCGUACGCUCUUCACAUUCAUGCACAUUGCAUCUGCAAGCACGGCCGUAAUUAUUUCAUUGUGUAUACACGACGUAGGAAAUGGGGGAACGCGGCUGCAUGGUUAACAGAUCCCACUCAAAAGCUGAAGCGAAACGGACUCGAACUAACCACGAGGCUGGUGCAACGUGGGUGCCAUGUGCCUUAGAGACUGCAUUACCGUCAGCCAUUCUCAGUCAACUGUUGACUGAAGGCUAUGGCAUGCUGAUGCCAGUUGUUUCUGCAACCUAUGCUCACAAUUCUCCGUCCAAGUUGACUUGUUUUUCUUAAUGGCAGUUGCGACGAUGGUGUCUCGGAUUUUUGUUCGAUAUCCGUUGUGCGUGUUAUUAUUUAUCCCCUUUUGGUCUGAGUUCUUCAACCUAUUUUCCGGCGGACCGCAAUAAAAUAAGCUUCUUCUGG